Hibiscus syriacus is the source of this 972-nucleotide messenger RNA. RefSeq names its product peroxisomal and mitochondrial division factor 2-like. The transcript is spliced from 2 exons. NCBI's taxonomy places the organism in Eukaryota, Viridiplantae, Streptophyta, Magnoliopsida, Malvales, Malvaceae. The record is from RefSeq and is a predicted model, not a curated record. Bases 1 to 972 code for a protein of 323 amino acids.
AUGGGAAAAUCGACUGCUUCUCUCUCUCGAUUCGGCAAAACGGUGGCCGAUUUAAGUGAGCCGACGGAAAGGGAUGGGUCGCGGGAGGAUACCGGAGCUGCUGGCAAACAGAGAUUUAAGAUAAUGGAGAAUCCGACGACCAUAGACAGAGAGAGGGAGACGGCGGAGAAGUUCCACAACACCGACGAAGGCGAGAUAUCGGAGCUGCUUACUAAGAUCGAAGCACUAAAGAGCGAGAAGCUGCAAUUGAGCCACGAAAACGAAGGAAUGGAGGAGCAGGUGAACAAACUGAAUCAAAAAGUGGAUCAUCUGCACGCCAUGGAAGAAGAGACGGACGAAUGGGAAGACGAAGAUUCGAGUUUCCUCGAUUCGAUCGCCGAGAGAUCGGCGGAUCUCGAGAUCGAAGUCAAUAGGCUCCAACACGAUCUCAUAUCGUCGACGCGCGAAGUAGGCGAAGCGAAGCGCGAGGUGAUCGGGUUAAAGACGGGAUUGGAAGAGAAAGCUUUGGUGAUCGAAAGAUUACGAUCGGAAAUCGCGGAGUUCAGAAAAGAGAAAGUCAAGGUGGAGAAGAAAGGGAGGGAACUGGAAACGAAGAUCAGGAUUCUAGAAAUUAGGUUCAAGGAGGAGAAGGGAAAGAAAACUCGAGUGCAAGACGAAAUGAAGGAGAGAAUACGUGAGUUCAGGAAGAAGAUUCAAUACCUCGAAGACGAGGUGGCGGAAGCCGGCGAUGAAUUGAGAAGGAGCAAGCGAGUAAGACGACAGUGCCAGAAGAAGGUGAUGGGGUUGGAGGAGAAGAUGUUGGAAUUUAAAGAUACGGUGGACGAGAAGACAAUCGAAGCUGCUAUGAGCAGAAAGGUUGAUAUUGAUUGCCAAGAUAAAGGGGUGAAUGUGCCGAUCGUGGCGGCCGGAACGGUUGCCGCCAUCGUUGUUGCGGCUGCUAUGGGAAAUCGUUGUCUUAGGAAGCAGUCGUGA